CGAGUGGGUGUGUGUGUGGGUGACUAGAAAGAGGAGGUCAAAUGCGCUGCUAGUUUAAAAAAACGUGAGGCUAUCUCCUGGAAAUAUUCACAGGUAGACUAUUGUGUUGGAGUUACAGUAGACGAUAUAGUUAACAGCACUGUUAUAAGAGUUUAGGUUAAGAAGUACGUGCUGCCGUAUCGGGCGUGGUGUGUUCGUGUCGUUAGUAAUAGGCAGAUAACGAUAACGAUAACGUUAGCUAAUGCUAACUGUAAGGUUACAUGUCGCGUGCUCGCAUGCACUAGACGGCUCCAUAAUUGACCUUACAACCAGAAUAUAAGUAUGACUGUCUAGCCAAACGUCCGUAUUAUCAACUGUGCAUACGGUAAUGCAUGGUGCAUGUCCACAGAUCAUUAGCUUUCGCUGCGAAGUUCGUUAGCCAACGUAAAGCUACUCCACUUGACAUUUAUUUUGUCUUUGGGAACCUUGUGUCACACGGUCACAGCCGUCAUGUUUCACUCUGCGUCCCGUCGUCCGAUCUGCGAGAUCGGUGCGAAUACAAUGAGGCUUCGGAGCAGCAGGUCGUUGAAGCGGACCGUCGAGGAGGGCAGAGAGACUAUCGAGAGGGUCCCGUGGCUGGGCAGGGGCAUGGGCCUGCUGCUGUCCUGGCUCCAGAGGGCAGGUGUCGGUGCCACCGAGGCCGCAGCAAGAUCUGGCCAAAAGAGGAAGGGUUUGCUCUCCAUAUUUGCGGACCACUGCAGCUUUGUGACCGGACAGAGGCUGCGGCGUGCUUGCCAGAUCGGCGAGCUGUACUCCAACCUGUACUCCGAGCGGACCAGGAUGACCCUGGUCUGCAACAUAUGGCGGAGAUUUCAGAGCAAGCACGCCCCGACUGGGAAACUUGUCGCGGCCCUGGCUGGAAUCUUCCUGUGGGACAGUGAGAAGAUUCAAGAUGAGGAAAUUCAAAGGUGUGGACUUGAGCUACAGGCGAUGGAGUCUAUAAAAUGUCUCAACACAACUUCGGGGACGAAGGCAGGACUGCUUGAACCCGGCUGGGAAGUCGUGGUGGAGAAGAAAGGCUUCAAAGUGUGGAAGCGACCGAUACCCGACUGUCACCUGUAUGAAUACAGAGUGUUGGGCUCCUACAACGAUGUCACCCCACGGCAGUUCUUCAACGUACAGUUGGAUACAGAGUACAGAAAGAAGUGGGAUGCGCUGGUGAUCAAGCUGGAAGUGGUGGACAGAGAUGUCUGCACAGGCUCUGAAGUUGUGCACUGGGCGACACACUUCCCCUAUCCCCUGUACUCGAGGGACUACGUGUAUGUGCGCCGCUAUGAUGUUGACGUAGACAACAACCUGAUGGUCCUGGUAUCCAGAGGCGUGCAGCAUCCAAGAGUCCCGGAGACUCAAGACUUUGUGAGAGUCCAUUCAUACCAGUCAAAGAUGGUCAUCCGCCCUCACAAGUCCUUUGAUGAGAAUGGAUUCGAUUACCUGCUGACUUACAGUGACGAUCCUCAGACUGUCUUUCCUCGUUACUGUGUGAACUGGAUGGUGUCAAGUGGUAUGCCUGACUUUCUGGAGAAGCUCCAUACUGCCGCCGUGAGGGCCAAGAACUUGGAAGUGGGGAUCUACGACUACGUAGGCACCAUUAAAUCCAGCGACGCCAACCGCCAGCCGAGCCAGGAGCACCUCAGUGGAGAAAAGCCGCACGCGGGCGGCCCGGGACAGAUCUACGCCUGAGAGACAGACAUUUUAUAGACCGGGGGUUAGAUUGGUGUGUUUUCACAUGCGUACGAACCUCAAUCGAACCCUCCAGCCCCAACUUUAAGGGUAGAUCGCAUGAGCUGCAAAUGGAAGUUGCAACCUACAUUUAGGACACAUAUACAGUAUGUCCAUCCGUAGACAUGGUUACAUUGGUUGUAGAUGAGAUGUCACAAGAACAAUGGACUGCCUGGGAAUGAGCCUGUUGCCAUAGAAUUUUUCAUCCAGAUUGCUGGCAAUGGCACUAUUUUUGCUGAGCCAGGCAAUGCGGCGUAGCAUUUUUUAUUUUUUUUGGUAACGAUGUGUCUGUUGGUAUGAUCGAGCCAAAAUUCCUAAUUGUAGAGAUGCUUUUUGCCAAAACACUGUUUCUCUCGUCCUAUCUUUCGGCGUCUUGCCACAUUAAACGGGGUCUGCGGUGAGAUCACGGCGAGAUGUUGUGCAGUAUUGGACAUAGAAUGGUAACUGACUGGCUUCUGAUGGACAUUAUCACUGUAUUUAAACUACGGCCACAGACCGAUGAAGAAUCGCGGCCUUCUGUGGGGAAUACUGUCUACCACGCUUCUUCAUUUCAUGGAUUCAACAGCAUAAAUGAUCUUUAUGUGACAGGAUGGGGUGGAUUAAAAAUAAUAAUGAUGUCAUUAUUGCGAAAAUUUGUCCACAGAAUUUUAAAUGAAAACUUCUUUGUGUUUUGGGGAUGGUGUUUUGCUGUCAGCACAGGUGGAGGUUUCAUGUUGUUCAAGGCUGCCAGCAUUGACAAAAACAGCCUUCUGAAGAUAAACCAGUCCUUUAACAUUCGGGGCAUAGUGUCUUAUAACAACCACAUAAAUCCUCAAAAGCACUUCAGUUUAGUUCUACAAACAAGGCAACCCUACAGAGAUGCAUUUUAAUAAAUCAAUAUCCCUCUUUAGAGAAACUUGGAGCUAUUCUGCCACAUCACAACUCAUUUGCAUUUCACAUGAGUUAAAUAUAUACGAAUUCGUCACAUUCAGCUCAGAAUUUUUUUGUUUUGUUAUCCUGGUGUCCGCUACAGACAUCACAGGAGUUUGUACUGUGUGAGUUAUGUGUGUUGGUGUUUUCUUUAAUAUUGUGGGUCUUGUACAUUCAUAAAACAGUUGCCUGAAUACUGGAAAUCCCCGUUCGCAUCAAGCUCGGCCCCAUUUAUCCUGCAUCAUUUUUGUUAUUAAUAUGGGUCCUACUGAAUCUCUGCAACUCAUCCAUCCAAAUCAUCCUCGUUGCUUUUGUAAUUCAUGUUGCAGGGGGUGUUAUGAAUGUACAAAGAGCUUCCCAAUUCUGUGGAGUAAAAUAUGGCCUAAUAAAGUACACUGUUUACAGCUGAACAAUCUGGCACAGAUAUUUAAAAAUUAAUUUGUAUUUAUGUGAUGGUGGUACAUCGGAGUGAAUCAGGUCCAACAUGUAUGAGUAUUGAAUAUUAUUAUAGCCCCACUGUGUAAAAAAGUGUAUAAUUCUACUCUGUACUGGAGUAUUUCAAGCUAUUUGAUUUAAAAUAACUGACAGAGUAAGUUUUGCAAUACAAUUAUUUUGAAAGUGUGGGAGGAAAUUAAAUGUUUUUUUUUAUAUUUACCUCUUGUAUGGUCACACAAAACAGACUUAAGAGCUCACAAUAACCCAAUUACACAUAAUGCAAUGUUUGCUAAUGUUCAGCUUGCGACUGUAUUGUAACAGUUAAUGCUCUGUCAUUUGUGGUCACCUGCAGUAGUCUAAAAGAGUUGUCACAUACUGUUUUUGUUUUUUCUUUCUGCAGGCAGUAAAACAUUUGUGAUUAGCUACCACAUGAUAAUUACUGAAGGAGCGUCUAAUCAGAUCAAAUAAAUGAAUAUAUAUAACAAAUCAAA
Anarrhichthys ocellatus (wolf-eel) is the source of this 3593-nucleotide messenger RNA. RefSeq names its product StAR related lipid transfer domain containing 7 (gene stard7). The transcript has 8 exons. The coding region runs from base 490 to 1719 and encodes 409 amino acids. The record is from RefSeq and is a predicted model, not a curated record. Lineage: Eukaryota; Metazoa; Chordata; Actinopteri; Perciformes; Anarhichadidae. Gene Ontology annotation, molecular function: lipid binding.